Talpa occidentalis (Iberian mole) is the source of this 1293-nucleotide messenger RNA. Its product is annotated as leukocyte elastase inhibitor-like. The transcript has 7 exons. Gene Ontology annotation, biological process: negative regulation of endopeptidase activity. The record is from RefSeq and is a predicted model, not a curated record. Bases 1 to 1281 code for a protein of 426 amino acids. NCBI's taxonomy places the organism in Eukaryota, Metazoa, Chordata, Mammalia, Eulipotyphla, Talpidae. Gene Ontology annotation, molecular function: serine-type endopeptidase inhibitor activity.
AUGAUGUUUCAGGAGUCCAGCUUUAACCUCACCUAUGUCCCGGAGGUGCGUGCCCAGGUGCUGGAGCUGCUCUACGCCGACUGGGAGCUGAGCUUGUGCAUUGUGCUGCCCAAAGGCAUGGACCUGGACUCGGAAGAUGCAGGCUCGGGUCUGUGUUGCAGCCUCACCAUGCAAGCCAACUCUGCCUUGCUCCUGGCCCUGUUCCGCACCUUGAAGGAAGGCAGUCCCCGUGGGACCCUCUUCUCCCCCCUGAGCAUCUCCUCGGCGCUGGCCAUGGUCGUCCUGGGGACCAGAGGCAACACUGCGGCCCAGCUGUCCAAGUCUCUUCAUUCUGACACAGCUGAGAAGGUUCAUUCCAGAUUUCAGAGUCUGGUCGCCGCUGUCACCAAGCCUGACGCCCCCUAUGUGCUGAAAGUGUCUAAUAGGUUAUUCGGAGAGAAAACCGGUAUUUUCCUCCCUGAGUUCUUAGCUUCAACUCAGGAACUGUAUGGCACUGAGCUGGCCAGUGUGGAUUUCCAGGGCGACUCUGAAGGUGCCAGGAGUGUGAUUAACCAGUGGGUCCAAGAGCAAACGGAAGGGAAGAUUCCAGAACUGUUGGCUGCAGGUGUGAAGGAUCGCAUGACUCUGCUUGAGCUGGUGAAUGCCAAUUGCUUCAAAGGCUCCUGGCAGGAUGAAUUUAGAAAAGAGGAAGCCAAGGACGCCCCAUUCACGUUGAAUCCGCGAGAAACAAAAGAGGUGAAAAUGAUGUACCAGAAGAAGAAACUGCCAUUCAACUACACCCCACAGCUCAAGUGCCGCGUGCUGGAACUGCCGUACAAGGGCGGGGAGCUCAGCAUGGUCAUCCAGCUGCCCGAUGACAUAGAGGACCAGUCCGCAGGGCUGGAGAAGAUCCAGAAGUUGACUCUGGAAAAACUGUGUGAGCGGACCAAGCCUGAGAAUAUGCAUAUUCAUGUGGAUGUCCACUUGCUUUUGCCCAAAUUCAAGCUGGAGGAGACCUGCGAUCUCAGGUCCCACCUGGCUCGCACGGGUGUGGGAGAUCUCUUUAGCAGGAGCAAGGCUGAUCUGUCUGGCAUGACAGAAACCAGAGGUAUUUUCGUAUCAAGAGUUAUCCAUAAGUCCUUUGUGGAGGUGAGUGAGGUGGGCAUAGAGGCAGCAGCUGCCACAGCUGUCACAGUAAUGCCGUCCAAUGAAGAUUUCCGUGCCGACCAUCCAUUCACCUUCAGGAUUCCUCACAAAUCCUCUGGCAGCAACCUGUUCUUAGGCAGAUUGCCUUCCUCUUAGAGGCUGUAGAAA